Drosophila ficusphila is the source of this 1189-nucleotide messenger RNA. It is a transcript of the gene Sodh1, whose product is annotated as sorbitol dehydrogenase. Gene Ontology annotation, molecular function: L-iditol 2-dehydrogenase (NAD+) activity; zinc ion binding. NCBI's taxonomy places the organism in Eukaryota, Metazoa, Arthropoda, Insecta, Diptera, Drosophilidae. Gene Ontology annotation, biological process: D-sorbitol catabolic process. The record is from RefSeq and is a predicted model, not a curated record.
AGUUGCAAAUCGGCAUUUCCAGCGUGUGGUUCUCUAAGUUCGAUCUAAGCUAAAAUGGCCAAGGAUAAUUUGACGGCAGUGCUGUACGGCAUCGAGGACAUGCGAUUGGAACAACGUCCUAUUCCAGAAAUAGCAGAUGAUGAGGUUCUUUUAGCCAUGGACAGUGUCGGCAUCUGCGGCUCUGAUGUGCACUACCUUGCCCACGGAAGAAUCGGUGACUUCGUGCUCACCAAGCCGAUGGUGAUUGGCCACGAAUCCGCCGGCGUGGUGACCAAGCUGGGCAAGAAGGUGACCACCCUGAAGGUGGGUGACAGGGUUGCCAUCGAGCCGGGAGUACCCUGCCGCUACUGCGACCACUGCAAGCAGGGCCAGUACAACCUCUGCCCCGGAAUGGUCUUCUGCGCCACCCCCUACGAUGGAAACCUCACCCGCUUCUACAAGCACCCGGCGGACUUCUGCUUCAAGCUGCCCGACCACGUCUCCAUGGAGGAGGGCGCCCUGCUCGAGCCGCUCUCGGUGGGCGUGCACGCCUGCAAGCGGGCGGAGGUCUCCCUCGGCUCCAAGGUCCUCAUCCUGGGAGCAGGACCCAUCGGCCUGGUCACUCUGAUGGCUGCUCAGGCCAUGGGUGCAUCAGAGAUCCUGAUCACGGACUUGCUGCAGCAGCGCCUCGAUGUGGCCAAGGAGCUGGGCGCCACCCACACGCUUCUGCUGAAGCGGGACCAGACCGCCGAGGAGACGGCGGAGCUCGUCCGCAAAACAUUGGGCACUUCUCCGGACAAGGCGAUCGAUUGCUGCGGUGCAGAGAGCAGCGCCCGCUUGGCCAUUUUUGCCACUCGAUCCGGUGGAGUGGUGGUGGUGGUGGGCAUGGGAGCCGCUGAGGUGAAGCUUCCAUUGAUUAAUGCCCUGGCCCGCGAAGUGGAUCUCCGUGGCGUUUUCCGCUACUGCAACGACUAUGCCGCCGCCUUGGCCUUGGUGGCCUCUGGAAAGGUGAACGUGAAGCGGCUGGUGACCCACCACUUCGACAUCAAGGACACGGCAAAGGCGUUCGAAACCUCGCGAAAGGGUCUGGGUGGCGCCAUCAAGGUGAUGAUCCACGUGCAGCCCAGGGACGCCAACAACCCUCGCAAAUUCUAAACUCAUGUAUAAAUAUAGCCUAUAAUCGAUAAAUAUAGCCUAGAAAACACAGCAA